AUGCCUUCUCUUCGCUGCCUCUUCGCCUUCUUCGUCUUGGGCCUCGCCUCUCUAGCCUCAGGCCUCCCCAUCCUCGGCAACAAGCCAUUAAACCCCCUCGGACUCGAGACGCUUAUCCUCGAGGAACAAAGAGAUGGCACACGCAACGUCUCCUUGGGAGAUAACAUCGAGAAGAGACAAUGGCGUGACUUGCCAAAUCCCCAUUUUACCCUCAUCAAUGCCACCCCCUAUAGGUGGCAAAGGGGCUACAUCCACCAGUACCAGAUGCCAGACUGGGAAACCGACUUCCCCCAACUCAUCUAUCCAGGAGAGUUGGCUGCUAUCCUGAUUCAGCCAUCGAAAGGAUACAAGAACUGGGCAGACUCCGCAGCCGAAGUGGUAUAUCACCUCGUGGGAACGUCAGAGCCCAUGUCGUUCAUGGUCAAGUUCAACUAUCGGCACGAGGCCCUCCAAGUCGAGUUCCUUGAAUCCCUGUCUUCCAUGAACAACGCCAAGGCAAGCGUUCACGACUUUGACAUCAAAACGUUCCCCUACGGCGCGUCAGCCUUCACCAUCGCCGGCGAAGAGGGCGACUUCAUCACAAACGAUCCGCCCAUCGGCUGGAUGCAGGCCAUGCUUCCCGAACUGGCAGACAAGCCCCUGCGGGAGAUUGUUCUCGGGAGGUCACAUCACUCCGGCCUAUGGUACCCUCACAUAUGCAUUGGCCUCGCGAUGCCAGGAAACACCGUGACGCAGAGCAUCAACCUUCGCGAACAGCUCGGCAACGGCGGCAUCCGCGUCCUCGACUUCCGGCCCCUCAAGACUGAAGACGGGUUUCGCGAGAUCCAUGGCGUACGAAACAAUGACCCCUUGGGUGGCAAAAUGUUCCAAGGCACCGAGGGGGCCACCUUGAGCGAGCUGAUACAAACCGUCAACGAGUUCAAUCGAAAGUACCCCGGCGAGCUCAUCAUCUGGGAUGUGCACGGCCAUGACGCCUGGAACAAGGAAGAACAAUUCCGCCCACUCAAUGACAGCCAAGAAGACCGUGUAGCGCUAUACAACGAGUUCCUGGCGCUGGAGAACCGCGUCGUCAUCCCCGACGACGUCAAAGACCUCAGUACAUAUCCCCUAUACCGCUUCAUCGGCAACAAGACAUCCGCCGUCCUCGUCAACUUUGACGAUGUCUGGCGCGACAAGGAUAUCGACGUGUUCCCCGGUAACCGCGAGGGCUUCGUCACGGGCAAAAUCUUGCCGCUCAGCCACCCCUGGAGCAAUACCAACAACGUCAACACGAUGACCAAGGGCCAGGUGGCCUACUUUCACGCGAUUCGACCCGUGCCGCAGAGGCGUAUCAACAUUGCCGAGUGGAUCUUGACGCUCAAAGGCAUCCAAUUGUUACGGGACAGCAUCUUGGAACAGUCCGGUGCUGCGUGGCGGUCAUUGUUUGCUAAUCUCUGGCCGGCGACGACAAGCGACUCUUAUCCUAACUGGAUAUCGGUGGACAAUGUGCGCGGAAACGAUCUCAAGACUCUCGUCAUGGCAAUGAACCGUUGCCUGGUGGCAAAGAAAUGCGGUGUUCUCGGUGGUAAGGUCAUCAUGGCAUAA
Molecule: messenger RNA, 1584 nt
Organism: Trichoderma aggressivum f. europaeum
Lineage: Eukaryota; Fungi; Ascomycota; Sordariomycetes; Hypocreales; Hypocreaceae
Exons: 1
Coding region: 1-1584 (527 amino acids)
Biological process (GO): lipid metabolic process
Molecular function (GO): phosphoric diester hydrolase activity
Source: RefSeq, a predicted model, not a curated record